This is a messenger RNA of Seriola aureovittata, 4060 nucleotides long. It is a transcript of the gene atp6v0a2a, whose product is annotated as ATPase H+ transporting V0 subunit a2a. Gene Ontology annotation, molecular function: ATPase binding; proton-transporting ATPase activity, rotational mechanism. Gene Ontology annotation, cellular component: vacuolar proton-transporting V-type ATPase, V0 domain; vacuolar proton-transporting V-type ATPase complex; plasma membrane. The transcript has 20 exons. The record is from RefSeq and is a predicted model, not a curated record. Bases 579 to 3119 code for a protein of 846 amino acids. Lineage: Eukaryota; Metazoa; Chordata; Actinopteri; Carangiformes; Carangidae. Gene Ontology annotation, biological process: vacuolar acidification; proton transmembrane transport.
GCAACCCGGAGACGCAAUCUGUGUCAAUUGCCGGCCGACGUAGCUCGAAUAAAGGCCGUAGCCUAUUUCUGACUGUGGCUUUUUUUAACGUGUGAGGCUGCCGUUAGCCCCUUUUGUCUACAUGGCGGGUUGAUGAUUUAUCCUUUAGUCCGCCUGUUGCUCGUUUGUGUCCGGCCAGCGUCGCGUCGUCGCCGUGUUUUCGCGCUGUAAUGACAGGUGUUCAAGGUAAAGAGCCCACACGAUGACGCCUGGCGCUGCGAUCGCUCGAUGCGAAAGGUGCAUUAGGGAGGUUUCUGCCUUUGUUUUCAUAUUGUUUAUUCAAUAGACAUCAGGCGGCUGUGGAGAGGUAGAAAAGACGCGGCGCGACGACCAGACACAGGAUGGAGGAUGUUCUCCCUUCUUCUGAAAAUCGUCAAUAUUAAUGGACAGUAAUUAAUCCUCGCGGGGAGGUUAAUUGGUUAAGAGGUUUAAAGCGACGUAGCGACUCGUUGAAUAUUGUGAUGUCCUAUUUUGGUUUGUAGUGAACGGCUCGUCGUCCAGGUUCUGUAGGCUACAGGCAGAUUACAAGGCAGAUAAAGAUGGUGUUUCGGAGUGAGGAGAUGUGCUUGGCGCAAUUGUUUCUGCAGUCCGGCUCUGAAUAUGACUGCAUUAGUGAGCUCGGAGAGCUGGGGCUGGUCGAGUUCCGAGAUCUUAAUCCAAGUGUCAGCUCAUUCCAGCGACGCUUCGUCAGCGAAAUCAAGAGAUGUGAGGAGAUGGAGAGAAUUCUGGGCUUCCUUCUGAGGGAGAUCCAAAAGGCUCAUAUAGCUGUUCCAGAGGAGGAUGAGAGUCCACUUGCUCCUCCCCCAAGACAAGUCCUGGAGAUCAUGGAGCAGCUCCAGAGGCUUGAGAUGGAGCUCAGCGAGGUGGCGAGGAACAAAGAGAAGCUGCGGAGGAACCUCCUGGAGCUCACCGAGUACACACACAUGCUGAAGAUCACGCGGACCUUCAUACACAGCCGCUCCAGACAUGAGGCUCUUGGUCCCCAGUAUGAAGAAUUCCCUACUAUGGAGACAGACUCGGUGACAGGAUGCACCGGUAUGCAAAGACUUGGAGCCAAGCUGGGGUUUGUUUCAGGUCUUAUCCAGCGGGUGAAGGUCGAGGCCUUUGAGCGCAUGUUGUGGAGAGUGUGUAAAGGUUACACCAUCCUGAGCUACGCAGAAGUGGAUGAGAACCUCGCUGAUCUUGACACUGGUGAGAUAAGCAAAAGUGUUGUGUUCCUCAUCUCUUUUUGGGGAGACCAGAUUGGACAAAAAGUUCAAAAGAUCUGUGACUGUUACCACUGUCAUCUUUAUCCGCACCCUGAGAAUGACGAGGAGCGGGCAGAUGUGUUGGACAGCUUAAGGACGCGCAUCCAAGACCUUAACAAUGUGCUGCACCGCACUGAGGACUACUUGAGGCAGGUUCUGCAGAAGGCCUCAGAGUCAGCCUACACCUGGGUUGUGCAGGUCAAAAAGAUGAAAGCUAUCUAUCAUAUCCUCAACCUCUGCAGCUUCGAUGUCACCAACAAGUGUCUGAUUGCUGAGGUCUGGUGUCCCGUCAGUGAUCUGGCAAAUCUGCGGGGGGCGCUGGAAGAAGGCUCAAGAAAAGGUGAUGCCACUGUUCCGUCCUUUGUGAACCGCAUCCCCAGCACUGACACUCCUCCUACCCUUCUAAGAACCAACAAGUUCACAUCAGGCUUUCAGAGCAUUGUGGAGGCUUAUGGGGUAGGGGACUAUCGCGAGGUAAGCCCAGCUCCCUACACCAUCAUCACAUUCCCCUUUCUGUUUGCUGUGAUGUUUGGUGACCUCGGGCACGGGAUGGUAAUGAGUCUCUUCGCCUUGUGGAUGGUGCUGACAGAAAAAAAGCAGAAGAAGAAACGCUCCAGUAAUGAGAUAUGGGUCACGUUUUUCAACGGGCGUUACAUCAUCCUAAUGAUGGGGCUUUUCUCUGUCUACACCGGGCUGAUUUACAAUGACUGUUUCUCUAAGUCUCUCAACUUAUUUGGCUCUGGCUGGAGCGUGAAGGCUAUGUUCACAAAUCAGCAAUGGACAAACAAAACACUCCAAACAAACGCCUUGCUCACGUUAGACCCUAAUGUCAGUGGUGUUUUCAGUGGACCGUACCCGUUUGGCAUUGAUCCUAUAUGGAACAUGGCGGUGAACCGACUCUCAUUCCUCAACUCCUACAAGAUGAAGAUGUCAGUGGUUAUUGGGGUCAUCCACAUGAGCUUUGGAGUGGUGCUGAGUGUCUUCAAUCACUUGCACUUCCGACAGAAAUUUAAUGUCUAUUUGCUGUUUCUUCCUGAGCUGCUCUUCCUGCUCUGUCUCUUUGGCUACCUGGUCUUCAUGAUUGUCUACAAGUGGUUGGCAUUUGGUGCACGAGACUCCAGCCAGGCUCCCAGCAUCCUCAUCCACUUCAUCAACAUGUUCGUGAUGCAGGGGAAGGAUAUCACUCCUCUUUACCCAGGACAGACUGGGCUGCAAAUUUUCUUAGUUGUGAUAGCUAUGCUUUCAGUUCCUGUGCUGCUGUUAGGGAAACCUCUUUACCUGUAUUGGCUGUAUCGUGGAGGCAAAGGCCUGCGCAGACGCAGGGGUUAUGAGAGGGUGAGGCGUGUAAGUGAGGAUGAUAAUUCCACAGCACCAUCUUAUGAAGAUGAUGAAGAGGAAGGACUUGAUGAAAUCACCGGCAGAGAAGUUCUUCCCAAAGAGUUUGACUUUGCAGAUGUGCUCCUGCACCAGGCCAUUCACACCAUAGAGUACUGCCUGGGCUGCAUUUCCAACACCGCGUCCUACCUGCGUCUCUGGGCUCUCAGCUUGGCUCAUGCCCAGCUGUCAGAGGUGUUGUGGUCCAUGGUGAUGCGCCUGGGUCUGAGGAUCACCACAAGAGUUGGGAUAGUGUUUUUGGUCCCUGUGUUCGGCCUCUUUGCCGUGCUCACCGUGUCCAUCCUACUGGUCAUGGAAGGCUUAUCAGCGUUCCUCCAUGCUCUCCGCCUCCACUGGGUGGAGUUUCAGAACAAAUUCUACCAUGGGGCCGGUGUCAAGUUCGUGCCCUUUGACUUCUCCCUUCUGCCCUCUGUUUUUGAGCAAGAUGGCUUGCUUUAAAAAAAAAAAUAAAAGGACUCUGAAGGGCUGGAUAUGAGUGGAAGCAGACUUUAUAAAUGGGAAGGAUGCUGGAAGCUGAAACAAUUCACACUGUGAUAACAAACCUUCAAGACAGUGGAUUGAAACUCACUCUUGUAGCAACGUUUUUCACCAUGACGAUUUUUAAAAUGUUAUCGGCUGUGCUGACUGCCUUACUACUGUACCCAGCAAACCUCUGGAUAUGCAGAGGUUCAAAAUUCUUGUUCCGUUAUUUGAUUUUGUGGGUGAGACAUCGCUCAACACUCGUCACACCAGUUGGGUGAAUUUAAAUAUUUAAUUUGCAUUGUGCUGUGUAAACUGGUUUUGUAUUAUUUGCAACAUGGUAUUUAAAAUGAACAGUUAUACAGUGCAAUGUAAAGUUUAAGUAUGUAACAACAACAAUAUACUGAAGACCAUACGAAGCAUCCUGAUGUAGUGCCAUAGAGAUCUGUUUCUGAUGAUGAUAUGAGGAUGUCUUUGGGUUUUAUAAAACUGAUCCUCCGUGUGAUGAAGGAAAAGCUGUGGGCAUCAAAAUCUAAAAAACAUUACUCCCCUGUUUGUGAGGCAUAUUGUCACAAAGCACUUUGCAGAAAUGAUUGUACAAUUUAAAGUUUUCACUACUGACUGUGAUGAUGCCAAAUGAAAAUAAUCAACUGUUAGCUGUUUGCUUCUUUACUUAUUAAUGCAUUUAUUUAAACGUAACCUCCCCUGUAACCAAUAGAAAAAUAUCAAAUACUCCAGAAAAAGUCAAGAAGCCUUAGGUCUUUCUUUGAUGAUAUUGCUUAUUGCAUUUGUUAAUGAUAAUUAAUCAUGGUAUUUAUUUAAAUUAUUGUCUGUACAAGAGUCCAAUAUUUUACCAUUUUUAUGUGUUGAAUAAAGGUUUUGAGAAAUGCAAGCAAAUAAAGCAUUCAUGUUCAAUGCCA